GUGGGGUUGGCAGGCAAGGCGAGGGAGACGUCGGGUGAGCUUUUCUUUCUCGGGACAACUACGACUGUCGAUUAUUUCCAACGGACCUGUCUCGAGAAAUGCUGAAAAGACAGCAGUUCACCAGCUGUGAUCCCUGUCGAAAGGGAAAGCGAGCUUGCGAUGCGAGGCUUCGCACAGACGGGAGCUGCUCAAAUUGCACCAAAACGGCGCAGUACUGCACCUUUGGCUUCGUCUCGAGAGCAAAGAGAGUGAGACGAGAAUCGAACCCGAUGACAGAAAUCGUCGACGAGAGCAGCGAUCGCGAAUCGAGCUGCGCUGACAGAGAGCAAGGCAGCACAUACGGGUGCGCAGGGCCUGCGCUGCUCACGUCCUCAGCAUCCGCCAACCGUUCUAGGAGGGAAUCUGACGGAGAGGACCGGCAGUCUUCGGAAGAUGCUUCGAGCGCUAACGAUGCGCCGGGCUCGAUCAGCUCUCUGUACUCCGAAGAGAUUUCUGAGGCACCGCUGACCAGGGGACUCGAAGGAAAUCCCGUCUCGAGAAAGACGCGACGGAGGACACCGGCGACGACAUCACCGGAGGGCGGAAGCAAAGCAUCAAGAGCCUCAUUCCAAGGCGACUUUACGAAGGCCAUCGCGGAGGGAAUCAUCGAUCGAUUACUUCACAAAAAUCUGGCAUGCGGGAGCGGCAGAUGGCAAGAUCUGACUAUGUCGAUGUUACAGAGCGACAUGCGGAGGAUCUAUCACAGCACAUUCGAGCAUGUCAUGACUAUUUGGGUCUCGCCACUCUCCUGUCCUCUGAUCCUGCAAGAGGUCAAGGUGCCAAAAGCCGAGGCAAACACCGCCGCGCAUCUACUCUCUGAUACCGUCAGGCUCGCCGAUGCAGACUUCACCGCGGCGGAUGAUUCCUCGAAGGGGAGUGUCGUCGCCUACUCGCAGGACGGCAACUUUUCUGACGACAACCAUAGAGGCGGCGAUGGCGAUUGCGCUAAACGAGAUGGUCAUCGUACAAGAGGAGGUAGACAGGGUCCAGAAUGCAGUGGCGAUGAGGAAGGGACGAAAGGAAGCCUCCUCUCUUUGGCAAAGAAUCAAGGUCUGGCGCAGGACUCAGAAACAUCCGUGAAUAAGCGAGUGGCCUCGUCAAGUUCUCGUCAGCAGAGGAUGGGACAAACCGCCCUAGAGAUGGCCAUCUGCGCUUUCUCGAGCAACAGAAUUUUUGGCAGAGAGCACCACAUGAGCCGUAUGUUUUGGCGCCACUCCAAGACCAGCCUGCUGUCGGUGAUCGACGACGAGUCGCUGAAUGCCUCGCUCGCUUCUUUUCUCUUUGCCUUCACCCCUCGUCCAAAGGGCGAAGAGCACGAUGAGGCCGAGAUAACUUGUGGCGACCCCACCCUACUCGACAUAGCCCUGAGGCGAAUGCACGUUUGGCUCCACCAAAAGCGGCCGACGGCAAAGGAGCAGCGAGCCACGCGAUCCUACCGGCUCUACUACUGGCUGGCUAUCAGCAUCGACACCGUCUCUUCUUUGAUGCGCAAAAGGCCCUUUGUCAUGACUGGUGCUCCCAUCGCAGGCGUUCAAGACUUUGGCGUGAUGGGCUCGUGUGGAAGAAGGAGUAGGGAUGACGUUCCGAGUCGAGACGGAGGUGACGAAGGGGUGAGGUGGCGCCGAGCUUUGGACAUCAGCGAGACCUUCCGGUCCUACCACUACCCUCUCGUCGCUUUACAGACCUGGCCCUGCGACCUUGGCAGUGCAGAGGGCAUCUUCUCGGCCGCAUCGCUGAUGACGGUCGUCUUCAUGCGCAAAGUCUUGAUGCUGAAGACGGGCGAAUGCAGUCUGACAAAUUGUCUGUCGCUCGUCCAGCAAUGGUCGCUUACCUACGAGCCGUUCAUGAAGAGCUGCCUGGACUCCUUCGAGGCCUUGCCCUUCAAGCUGCGUGCCUGGCUGUUGGUCACAUUGUGGCCCUGGCACCUCUCCAUUCUGAGCAUGAGCGACACGCAAGGACGGACCGAUGUCGACCCAUCGAUAUUCGGCUGUGGCUACGAAGAUCAAGACCGCGACGGCGGCGGAACAGAUUCGACGCGGUCGUUGGCAGAUUCCCGCAUCCUUGUCAACGUCAGGCUCCAGUCGAUCAAUACCAUUGCCGUUGCUAUCGACAAGGCUCUGAGGUCAGAGGGCGGCUCCCCUUUGGAAGAGCACAUCGGCUCGCCGGGCAGCGAUCACUUUCGCUCAUCUCGGAAUGAGAUCCCGAUCUUGACGCUCGAUCCAUGGAUCGAAGUCCCUAUCAGGGCGAUCACAGAAGCUGCGCGCAGUCUGGUAUCAAUCUAUAACGUCAUUUCGACAGGCAGCAGUAGUAGCAGUAGCAGCAGUGGCAGCAGUGGCAGCAACGAUGCUCAUCGUGCCUCUAGCAGAUGGUCCAACGAUGGCGACAAAGGUCCGCUGACCCGUGAAAAGAUGGUGCGACUGCUUAAAGUCUUCAAAACAGGUCUCAAAGCCUUUGCUCAUUAUGGAGCAGCCAAUGUCGAGAUGCAAGAGUGGAUCGACUCCCAGAUCGUGCGCCUCAAUUCGGUCUCGGCAAGGGAAGUAGGUGUUCACGUGAAUGAAGGGGACGGCGUCGGCGGUGGAACGGGCGACGGACUCGGCCAAGGACGCGAUGACGCGGACGGACACGGGGACUGCGAUGUCACGAGUGUGCUGGCGCUCGACGAUCCGACCUGCGUUUCAGCACUGGUGGGCGAGUUCACCUCAUCGGUCUCAGCUCUUCAAAAAUCAGCCACGUCCUAUCAGGGCCUAGACACUUCUGCGGCGACGGAGAAUGCUUCGAAUGAGUACCUUGACACCUUACAAUCGUCCAGGUCUCAGCAAGAGCGAGACAUGCGCGACUUCCACCUUGAAGAACACGUACAUGACCAUGGCGACUGGAUUUGUCAAGCGUUGCGGGAAGCCGACCACAGCUUUGCGGAUUCGCAUGCCACAGUAGGAGCGUCGUCGGAGGGCUACGACCUUACCUGUGCAGCCGAAGUAUUGAGCGAGCUUCUUUCUGCUUCGUAG
Molecule: messenger RNA, 3044 nt
Organism: Acaromyces ingoldii
Lineage: Eukaryota; Fungi; Basidiomycota; Exobasidiomycetes; Exobasidiales; Cryptobasidiaceae
Exons: 1
Coding region: 99-3044 (981 amino acids)
Biological process (GO): regulation of DNA-templated transcription
Molecular function (GO): DNA-binding transcription factor activity, RNA polymerase II-specific; zinc ion binding
Source: RefSeq, a predicted model, not a curated record